GUGACGCACACUUGUGCGCGCACGCGAACACUAAUAAAAGUAUAAUAAAUGUUAGCGAGACACAAGCGCGGCGCGGCGUACGGUACUAUUUGUUCGGGAGGGAGGUUGGAGGCACUCAUACAAGCGAGGGAGAGGCUGUGUCGGCGCUGCCAGCCAGUUUACCGUUGCGAGGCGCGUAGUGCGGCCGGACGCUGGACCGCCACCCGCGCGCCGCCGGCACCCCGAAGCUCUCCGCAGCCGACACCCUGGACUGUCUCGGGACCCACCACCCUGUGCUCCCCACGCGGACCCCACUCGCGUUCGCUUGCUUACAGACUAAGUGCUACGACUCGUGCAUAUUUCACUGGAGUGUUAAUCCGAUUUCAGAAUACUUAUUGGAUCGCUUCAUCAUAGACGAAGAUAUAAAAACGUCAGGUGUCAACUCGAACUAAGAGAUUGACUUCACUCCUCUACUUCGAGCCUCAAAACAUCAUGGACAUGGUCGAUUGCAUUAUCUCUGCCAAGAGCCUGAGCGAUUAAGUUCUCGACCAUCAAGGAUUAGGGUUGGGGUGAAUAAUGGGAAAAAGGAACGUACGGAUCAAGUUCGCACACUCGAUUGGUCCGCCGAUUGACUCGAGCACGUUGGGCACGUCCGAGUAACACCCCAGCCCGCGCCCCGCACUCCUGCACUCUCAGUUACCGACGCUCUAGCGACUGCCAAUAAAGUACAAGUCAUACCGGGUUAUUCACUUAUUUAAAUUUAGAUAUAUUUAUUGUAGUACAAAGAUAAACUGAACACAAACGUUACGAGCUUGAUGUAGCAAAACUGACACGAGAACAAACCGAGUAGUCGUCCUCGGUUGUAAAUGAAACGGUAGUCAUGACGGCCACUGCCCCAGAACUGUCAAAGUCGGAUUUCUUUGAUUUCGUGACGUCCAACGAGGUUACUGAUGCCCAGUACAAACAACAGAUGCGUUCUGUUAAUGUGUUCAUGGAAUCACCCGACUCGAGGUCGAACCCACUGCUCUCAGAAGAGCCAAAAGAACAGAACAAUAACAGUUUACUCAGCGUGAGUGGCGCGCCGGUCGGAGCCAACAGCGGCAUGGCCACAGCCACCACAUCCACCACGCUGCAGAGUUUCGACUCUAUUUGGAACGUGGACCGCGAGCGUGAUCGCUUGGACAAUACCAUGUUGGAGGAUCUCAACAAGUUUUACUGGAACCAGGAAAGCGACAUUAAUGGCACGCAUCCCUGCGCAGACACGGCUAUUUCUAAUAAAUUAAUAAACAACACGGACGGACAAAUAUAUACAUUGACGGUAUUAAAUCAUGACAUGACGGAGACCAGUUCGAACCGAUACUGGGCUAAAGAAGAAGACGUCUCUAUGUCGAGUCCUACAGACAUAGAAACACACAAUUCACUUGAUCUCGAAUCUAUAUUGAAUAUGAAUGGCUUUCCUAAUGACUUCAACCAAGAUUUACCAAAAGUUGAAGGUUUUACAUACGAAGAUGGUGACUCAGAAAGUCAACAUGCCGAUUUGAGUACUAGUGAUUUAGUGAAAGUAGAACCCUAUAGUUAUGAAGAAGGAGAAUUCCAGAGUAGUGACAAAAAGGAAGAUUCGCAUAGUUCAUCUUUACUGGUAACACCAGCCUUAUUAGAAAGUCAAGUAGAAUUUAAUAACAAUAACAAUGAUUGGAAAAUUACCGAUCAAAACACAGAAUCGAAUGAAUCUUUGCUCAGGAGCGCGUUACAAGGAAAAGCUUUUAUUAGAUAUAGCACUAUACAAAAAAAUCCUGUAAAAGUCGAGGUUACUAACGAACUGAAAAGAGUUAUUACGACAAACAACAACAAGCCUGAUGUUCCGUCAAUGUACCAAGACAGCAAAGACGAGCUCUUGAUGCAAAUAUCGCCUCAAAAUCGAUUGAACAUAUCAAUAUUAUUAGAAGACCCUAGUAACUCUGUCGUGUCUAAUGGAGAAAACCCUUCAUCUACGCAGAGUGUAGACGACAUUUUACUGUCGCGGCUCGAUACUAACUACCCGGAAGACUACGAGAAGCUAAAAAGGAUAGCAACUGAACUUGGGGAAUCUAUGCAACCGUUUUGUACUGUGGAACCUAUUGACCCGACGCGAAGUGUUUACAACAUUCAUCACGUCAACGGUGAACUAGUAACCAUGAUCCCUGCCGGAGAAGUUCAGCUGAACCAACACCUGCAAAUAGUAACAGCCUCGCCAACCGUUACUAGCACAAAGCCAGGCAACAGACGAUACAAGAAGCCACAGAGCAAGAAUCCAGCGCCGACGACGCAAGCGCAGUCGGGUACUGCUAUCCAGGCGGCAACCUCUACAUCGAACGGAGUGAGGAAAGAGAGAUCUCUUCACUACUGUUCCAUUUGUUCAAAGGGGUUCAAGGACAAGUACUCAGUGAACGUGCAUGUGCGGACGCACACGGGCGAGAAGCCCUUCACGUGUUCUUUGUGUGGCAAGAGCUUCCGACAGAAGGCGCACCUUGCCAAGCACUACCAGACGCACAUCGCGCAGAAGAGCGCCGCCGCCAACGGCGCCGUCAAACCCAACAAGCAGAGGUAACGCGCGCCCGCGCCGCCCUGCACUCCGCUCACACCCCAUUGAUAGUCAAUUGAACUUUAUCAUGGUGAUAUAAUUACAAAUGUAUUUUCUAUAAUCGAUACUUAAAGGCUGAAAAUAUCACAGAUGAAUUUGGUAAGGUGCUAAUAACGUAAUAAUUUAUAGAGAAAUAAGACAGUUACGAAAGAGAGAUGUGAAGGUUCUCGGCCGUUAAUCUUAUUUGUUAAUUCGUAUGUAAUGCCGCCCGUUACCGUAGACAUUUUAGCUUUAGCUAAGAACAGAUAGAUACUUUUAAGUGUUUUACAAGAUUAUAAAAUAUAGAAUUGACUUACAUUCCAUAUUUAUUAGUCAUAAAUACUAGUUUAUGUUCGUUAGAAGUCAUAUCAUUGAACAACGUUUCUGCAUUUUGGUAUAGGUAGGUAGAUAUCAGACGCAAACUAUUAGUGAUGUGGCCCAUUAUAAUAUUUGUUCAAGUUCUGGAUAGUCGAGAUCGGAGGACGUGUCGGAACAUCAGAUAGCAGCGAACAAUGAUGAGCACCGCUGGUGCUAGUGGUCGCCGCAGUAAUUUCUCCCGCUGUGCGACCGACUGAACUUUCUAAAAUAAAAAUAAAAAGACUAAAAGAACGAGUAUUCAGAACCCAGCAUCUUUCACCGUUCAACUAUCGCAUCUCUUCGCUGUGUUCCUCUCGGUUUGAACAGCGAUUUUAUUUUUUCGAACGUGGCCACACUAUUAUUUUUCGACAUUUCUAUUUACUUAGUAAGUCUGCGAUGUUUCCGAUAACGCUUGGUACAAAAAGUUGAAUACUUGCGCUAUUAUUAUAAUGUACCUGUUCGUAAAUUGGAACGUAAUAGCUUGUUCGGGACGGGAGGGACCAUUAUUCGAGUGUCCAUAUCGGACGACGCGACGCAGUGAACGGUUUCUCAUUCCCAAUAUUACAUCUUUCGCCUCAUACUGGGAGAGGCCUGAUUGCCCUCAGAUUGCUAUAAAUUAUAAAUACAAGUGGUGUUUCAAUCGCGGUCUUUAAAAUGUGCUCCCUUUCUCGUCUAACAAAUUGGCCUUUCUUUGUUCCGUCUGUGUUUAUAACACAGGGCCGCGCCCUGUUAUUAUUUAUAUACGUGCGCAGCGCCACUGGUCAGUACCUAGGCAGCUAGGUCCCCUCUUAGACAUUGUUUACCGUCGGACGCCUAUGUAAGCACUCAUUUUAUGUCUUCCCAUUAUUAGUUACCAGUUAUUAGCCAUGAAACAGUUAUCUCGAGUAUGAAAGUGCAUGAAAGUACCGUGCAUGCCUACCUUCCACUUAGUGAAAGUAAUUACCUAAUACGAGUAUAGACAUCAUUCUAAUCUGUUUCACUGACAUUUUCAGAUACCUUUCUAAGCAGUCAGGUGUUCUGUGGUCACUUUGUGUCCUCUGGCCAUUUGUAAAUAAUGUAAUAAAUAGUUAUUUUUCUUUUCUUCAUUUGAUAAUCAGCCUCUUUCGUUUCAGUAGCAUUUAUAAAAUCUCGUAGUGGACACCCAAACAUUUUUGAAAGCACUUUCUUUUUCCAUCCAACAUAGAUGUAAAAAAGCAAUAACCUCCUGUCAUUUGAUUCUAUAAUUUGCAAAAUACAUUCUUACAAUGUGCUCGAUUAUUAUCAUUAUAAUCAUCAUCUGAUUACCAUGAUAGUUCAGCAUCAUAACGAAAAUUAGCAUGAAUUGGCUGGUACUGAGACGUGGAAUGAUAUAAUCGACAUUAGCGAAGUCAUUGCGUUAAUGUAGUCCAUUAUUGUACCGAUUGUUGCUCUAUUUUUGUUUGUACUUGUAAUUGUGCUUUUAUACUCGAAGGCAGUAGCUCCUUAUAUAGGUAUGUUAUCAAACCUGAUCAAUAUAAACAUAACAUGAGAGUUAAUUUAAAAAUACUCUAGUAUUCAGAGUGCCUUGAUUACUUGCAGGACAAUAAAUACAAUAGGCUAUAUCAUGCAGUGUUUAUUACAAUAGUUCAAUUAUGUACCGUGAUUGAAAUUAAACCACCGGAAUUAAGGUCAAGUUAUAAUAUUUCGGCCUCCGCACGUCAGGCACGCGGUAUCACACACAAUGUCAUUGCAGCACGACCUAGUCAUUUUUUCCAUUAAACUAUUCCAUUAGGCGUCUUUUGAAGUCAAUUUAGCUCGACCUGAACUGUUCUCAGGCUAAUUUGUGCACUGAAAGUGUACAACGCAGGUCAUAAUUAUAGGUUUUCGCCGAACAAAACCCGACUUAAAGUCCAUUUCACACUAACUAAACUGAUUUCGUUGGUUGGUCCUCCCAUCCCGAGUAAAAAGCUAUAUAAAAUACUGAAAUAUCUACCUACGUGUAUACCGAUUUGUUAAUUUUAGAUACCACUUUAGUAGCUUGGAUACUGGCAGCUGUAAUUAUAUUUACACUAACCCGGAUACUACAAAAUUAAAUAGACCUUUAAAAUGAAGUAACAACUUCUGAAACCGUGUUAUUAAAUAGGAAAACAUUAAUAAAACAAUAUUGUAAAUCAACAAAUUAAUUAAACUCCACGGUUUUAUUAAAAGAUUUAUAGAUACAGAUAGGAAUAUCAAAUCAAUGUAUUUGUAUUCGAUUAAAUUACAAUGUACUUAUUGUAACGUUUACCGAUAUAACAUUUCUUAGUAUCCGUCACUACCGAUUCAGUUUAUACAUGUGUAAUCAUCUCUCCUGCACUGUUUUGGAACUGGAUUAGCUUUCUCAGUUACGAGUACCUAUAUACCUAAGUUGCCGAUGUAAAUAUGCAUCUUGCCAGUAGCAAUACUGUUCACAAAGAAUGUUCAGUAUUUUGCUAUUCGUUAACGAACACUGCCCCUUGACGCUCCUGUGUGACUGUGACACUAUGGAUAUGAACGCGUGUAGUGUUACUAUAGUUCUGAGUCUCAAUCUCAACCCUUUAAGUAUUUCGGUUUAAUUUUAUAAUAACUUAGUAUGAACGCUUUAUACGUAGUUAAUGUUACUAUUCAAAGAUGGAACUACAUAAGUACAAGAAAGCUUUCAUUAUCUGUAUACAUUAGAAUUGUAUGACGAGUGCGCCCGCGCCGGCAGCGGCGUACAACAUCUAAAUUACUUUUCAGACUGAACAUUGUACCUACACCUCUCCUCGGCUCGUGCGUACCAUGAAGCUUUCUACUGAGAUUGUCGACAAUAUGUUUAGAGUGUAGUUGUAAAGCCAGAGGAAACUCUUUAACAAUACUCAUUAUCUUGUAAAUAUGUAUCAUGAAUGAAUUUUAUAUUAAAGUUGACUUUGAAAGUAAAUUUUAUACUCUACCACUUGUAUCUCAUUAGAUGGUAUUUGAAUUACUAGCGAAUUUAUAGUUUUAAUAAGUACCUAAAUAAGAAACAUUGAGAGAUUUACCAGAUUACUUUAAGAUACUAUGGCUACCUUCAUAAAUUAUGUGAGUGCAUAAAUGGUUGUUAAUAUAUUCAUGUAAUAUAUUAAAUUAUGUUGGUUUUUGAGUACAUUAUUUUGAAAAGGUUUAUUAUUGAAAAGGAUAAUAUUGAUCGAUUUUUAUUGCAUUUGUUCCUGAGUUGAUUAUUAGAUUUUAUUGAUAAUUAUGUCUCGUUUAUAAGGUUCUAUGAGUAAUUAUUGCAUGGAUAAUUUAAUUUUAUAUAGUAUCGGAGUUGUUGUAAGGGAGACGUGGAUGACUCGCGGCGCAUGAUGAUUCGUAAUGUUAAAUACUUUGUAAAUACUGUUUAUUUAUUUAAGGUCGCUCCUCGAUUUACGAGGGCGGCGCUGUCGACUCUUAUUUCAUAUUAAUUAACAUUAUCUUAAUUCAUCUUAAUUACCUACUUUACUUAAACGCAAAUGUCUACCCAGAUACUACUCAUUGGACUUAUAUUUUUGUCAUUAAGUAAGUUGUAACAUUUUCCACAAAUGUGCGAAACAAUGUCAAGUUAAGGUUUAUCUACGUCGCCCUUAAGCUGAGCCGUCCUGUACAAUACUUCAUUAUUUAUUUUUAGAAUUAUAUUUAAGGUGAAGAAAAUAUGAAAACAAAAACAUAAUUGUAUUUUGAUUAACCGGAGCUGUGAUUUUUUGCUUAUCUGUAUAUCUAUUAAACAGUGCGGGGGCAGCCCGAGAGCUGCCCGGCCACUGGUUCAAUCACUGAAGUCUUCCGAGCACAGCGCGAGCCGAGCCGUGCUACUGCGCCGCCUCCACAAACCUGUUACACAUAACAAGAUCAUAAAAGCGUGCAUACAUUAUUAUUGAUUACGAAUAUUGAUAAAGCGACACUUUGCAUGUCAGUUCAGAAUGUAUUGGGUUUUUCCUUCAUCCGUUGAACUGAAAAUCAGCAAGACAAAGUCUUGCCUUCGUGUUUCACGUAUUAACAGUAGACUUCCUGGAAGUUAAAAUCCAAUAUUGAAAUAACACUCAGUUUGUAAUAAACACGAAUGGAAACUAUAAUGAACAUUUACAAGAGAAAAGGUUUUAAUACAUAAUGUAGAGAAGCGCGCAGCAGCAUCGCUCGGUCAGCUGGUGUCAGACAUAAUGUCAGAUUAGAUCUGGUCACGUUAAAUCAGUAUCACACCGUAAGGUACGUGUAAUAUAAUAAAUGUAGCUACCAUAAUUUUUUACAACAUUUACAGUUUUAUAAUGAAUUUCUUAUAUUUUUACUUUCCUAUGUUAGUUUGCUAAUAAAAUGUUUUUUUUAUAUAA
This is a messenger RNA of Spodoptera frugiperda (fall armyworm), 7230 nucleotides long. RefSeq lists its product as uncharacterized. The record is from RefSeq and is a predicted model, not a curated record. Bases 860 to 2566 code for a protein of 568 amino acids. Gene Ontology annotation, cellular component: nucleus. NCBI's taxonomy places the organism in Eukaryota, Metazoa, Arthropoda, Insecta, Lepidoptera, Noctuidae. The transcript is spliced from 3 exons.